AUGUCACUGGUGGUAUUAGCUUCCCUACUGGCUGUGGCCAUUGCCCAGCCUUGCCCAGGAUGUGGCCCAACAUUCCUUCCUGGACCGCCCCCAUGCUUUGGACCAGUGUGUGGAGCUCCUCCACCACCUCCGCAGUUCUUCUUCAUGCCUCCGCAAGCAUCAGCACCGCCACAAUUUUUCUUUGCUCCGCCACCACCUCCUCCAUGUUCGGCCCCACCUUGCUUCGCUCCUCCGCCUCCGCCACCAUGUGUUGGUGUAGCUUGCGCUCCACCACCUCUUCCACCACAGGUAGUCUUCGCGCCUCCUCCUCCACCUCCGCCACCAAGGAUCAUCUUUGCACCAGCACCAGCUCCACCAUGUUUGGCUCCACCAUGUAUGGCUCCUCCUCCUCCAGCACAGUUCGUCUUUGCUCCAGCACCACCUCCACCAUGCUCCGCUCCUCCAUGUGCCCCACAACCGCAAGUAGUCUUCGCACCGCCACCGCCACCUCCACCACAGUUUGUGUAUAAUCCGCCAUGCCCUGGAUGCGCUUUGGCACCUCCGCCUCCUCCGCCGACAAUGCUCUUCGGAUCAGUGUCAUGUUGUUCAAUCACGGACUUUUCCUGCUGUGCUCGUCUAUUCCGCAAGAGACACACGGAAAAUAUGGAGAAGGUAGAGGAGAAUGUCGAGGAGAAAAUUGAGGAGAAAAUUGAGGAGAAGUCCAACGAAAAGGUAGAGGAAAUAACUUCCACCGAAAAAGUAGUGGAGAGAAAAGAUUAG
Messenger RNA from Cylicocyclus nassatus, 759 nucleotides. The record is from the annotation of a GenBank genome assembly. Lineage: Eukaryota; Metazoa; Nematoda; Chromadorea; Rhabditida; Strongylidae.